Messenger RNA from Acaulospora morrowiae, 618 nucleotides. The record is from the annotation of a GenBank genome assembly. NCBI's taxonomy places the organism in Eukaryota, Fungi, Glomeromycota, Glomeromycetes, Diversisporales, Acaulosporaceae.
AUGUCUACGCGCCCGGCGACAGAGGAAACUAAAGUUUCUACCGCGGACGUACUUGAGACGAACCCCAGAGGAAUUCCAAAAGUACAAUUUGUGGCAAAUGUUGAAGAAUAUAUCGCAAAAUCGUCGUCGCCGGUGGAGACUACACUAGGGAAAUUCCAGGAAACUAUUGCUAAGUACAAAUUUAUGGAGAUUAACUUUAUGAACCGUAAAAAGGGACUCGAGAUGAAAAUACCCGAUAUCAGAAAAACCCUGACCGUCGUGGAGUUCUUGACAUCAAGACAAGAUUCCGAUGAACCAAUAGAAACCACCUUUGAGUUGAGCGAUACGUUAUGGGCUGCCGCCAAAAUUAAAUCGACAAAAACCAUUUACUUGUGGCUUGGGGCCAAUGUAAUGCUCGAGUAUACAUUGCAAGAGGCAAGUGAACUUUUGGAGAGUAAGUUGACCACCGCCCAAAAUUCCCUAAAUAAUGUGUUGGAAGACCUGGAAUUUCUCAGAGAGCAAAUCACUACGAUGGAAGUUAGUAUCCUUCAAUACUUUAAUACUGCGCGCGUUUAUAAUUGGGAUGUCAAACAGCGGAGACUUUCAUCAAAGACUGGUCAAGAAACGGAAAAGAGUUGA